This is a messenger RNA of Opisthorchis viverrini, 1457 nucleotides long. RefSeq lists its product as hypothetical. The record is from RefSeq and is a predicted model, not a curated record. The transcript is spliced from 2 exons. Gene Ontology annotation, molecular function: zinc ion binding; nucleic acid binding. Lineage: Eukaryota; Metazoa; Platyhelminthes; Trematoda; Opisthorchiida; Opisthorchiidae. The coding region runs from base 340 to 1377 and encodes 345 amino acids.
CGAAACCAUAUUCCUACGCCUCUUGGCUCCUAGAGACAACGUCUUGACAUGUGAUCCUUUCGACGCAGAACUGGAACCAAUGCAUGUUACUGAGCUAGAGGAACCUCACCCAACACUAUCAAUGUGCCGUGAUUUAGUCUAAAAUCGAAAUAUUGCCUGUUGACAAUGCCUAAUCAUGGCAUUCUGAUGCAGACUCAGGAAACCACUUGGAUAUUCUUAUACAGCAACAGCGCACUCACCCAUAUAAUCUGCGCAACAGACAGGCAUGAACAACUCCGCGUAACUACCACAUCUUUUGUUUUUUGUUGCAGACUCAUUCGCCACUGACUCCAAGUUGGGAUGGCCGAAACUGCAUCUGGAAUUCUUCAGUGCUUCAACUGUGACGCUAAAUUCGAGGAUACCCAGAAAUUUUGGGAUCAUAUCUAUAAUGUGGAUUGUGGAACGAAUGAAGAUACUACGAACUUUCCAAAGGAAAACCUCAAACCAGCCUCUUCACCUGCUAGGCCUAAGGAACAAGCAGCCUCUGUUGAAGUCUGUGUCUCACCAACAGAAUCCACUCGUGGCCGAGACAGUUUUUUGUGUGGACUAUGCAACGAAACUUUCGGUUCUAACAAUGACCUGUACGCACAUACUCAGUCUGCCAACCACCGAGAGCGAGUGGCUUCAGCCGCCAAUCGUUACGUAACAGGGAACAAUCCGAAAAAGUGGCCAAAUAAAUGGCUCAGUGAGGACCCACAGCAACCGUUGUUUUGUGAAGACUGCCAAGUUCCUUUGCCUUCGUUGGCCGCUAAAGAUGCUCAUAUAAUAGGAAAGAAACACCAAAGAGUUAUUGCACUACUGGCGAUGAAGAAAACUCCAGGUUGGACACCUGGGCAAGUCACGUCGUCCAUCAGGAAUGACGCAACCCGGUCUUAUGGCCUCGAAAAAGUUGAAACAUCCCACCUCUUCUGUGAGUAUUGUCAAGUAACUUUGCCUGAUCGACAGGCCGCAAGAUUGCACCUUACUUGUAACGAUCACAUAGAAGCCAUGAGUAAACACAAUAAUUGCGGUGUGCAUCCGACCACACCGAAUCAGACUGGCACAAUUCAGAGCUCAUUGAGUCCCCUAGCUGAUUCCAAUAUGUCUGAGCUAAACGCACUACUUCGUCGUUUGUGUCUGACGCAACUCCUCGCUCUUAUGCAUGGUCUAGAUGGUGCGGUCUACAAGGGCGGUGGACCCACGACCUGCCCACCGAAUGAAGAGGCCUUCGCUCGCGUGAAUGAACGCGACCUUCUUCAACUUUUUCGUGCCAUUUGUCGCGAAGAGUUGCAAAAUCUCCUUUCCCAGUCAAACAAAUCAUUCCCUUGUUUGGACGAUUCAAAGCCCAAAGUUCCCUAAAUAUUUUAUCACCAUGACAUCCCGGUUCACUUACUUAAUCACCAGCCCAUCGGUUACGAUCUAUCCUCACAUAAAGUUGC